Messenger RNA from Cicer arietinum (chickpea), 1215 nucleotides. RefSeq lists its product as uncharacterized. Lineage: Eukaryota; Viridiplantae; Streptophyta; Magnoliopsida; Fabales; Fabaceae. Gene Ontology annotation, molecular function: protein binding. The record is from RefSeq and is a predicted model, not a curated record.
AGCGCGUGAGCAUUUAUUUUACUCACAGAUCGAUUCUUCGGUCAAGUUGUGCUUUACUUUCAACGGCUCCAUCGUCUCUGAUGUUACAACACCAACAGAAGUUACCGAACUAACUUCCUUCUUGCAACCGUCAUCAACAUCUGUAACCGCCGAAUCCAUAAAACUAGUGCUGCUUUUCACGCAGGGCGGAGCUUUGUAGUGACAUAGGGAGCCGCGGCGGACCGAAAAUAAAAUAUAGCCGUUUCUCUCUCUCCCUUUUCUGUCAGAUUACGAAUCACGAAUUGCUCAUCUGCUAGCUACGGGCCUGCGGCCGCUUCUGCCUGACUGCCUCCGUGGCGGUGGCCGUUCGUCGCUCUUGCCUCUCUGUUCGCCUCUCUAUUUUGUUUGAAUAUUUUUAUGUCGGCCACCCCAAACUUAUCAGCCAAGCUCCGCCACUGAUAGAGAGAGUACGGCAUAAUACCCUAAUCUAUCAAACAAUCCUCAGUGUUCACUUUUUAUUGACUAGACUAAGAGAACAACAUUCAUGUUCACCAAUGACCAAAGGCAACAAGAGCGAACAGGAAGAUAUGGAACUCCUAGGUUGCAAUACCUUCAGGAAUUGGUGACUCAGUUUCAGAUCGCAUCUGAGGAUGAGACAAAAGAGAAGAUUUUGGCAAAUUUGGCCAACUUCGCCUAUGAUCCUUACAAUUUUAACUUCUUGCGCCAGCUUAAUGUUUUGGAACUUUUCCUUGACUGUAUAACUGAACCCAAUGAAAAGCUUAUAGAAUUUGGUGUUGGAGGGAUCUGCAAUGGCUGUGUUGAUCCAGCCAAUGCUGCAAUUAUAGCUGGAGUUGGUGGAAUUCCUCUUAUCAUUCAAUGUUUAUCAAGCCCAGUUAGGAACACUGUAAAUUAUGCACUUGGGGCACUUUAUUAUGUCUGUAAUGAAUCUAACAAGAAAGAGGUUUUAAAGCCUGAAGUUGUUGAUGUCAUCAAGAGGUAUGCAACAGCUGAAGAAGUUAGUGUGAGCUUCAGUAAUCUGGCUAGAGCUUUUCUAGACAAACAUCUAUCAGGGAACUAGUAUGUGAGACGGUCCAUAAUUCCAUUAUAUUUCUUGUGUGGAAUGUGGCCACUGCAUGCAAUUGAAAGUUUUUCAUUUCCUGAUUCUUCUUUGUAAGGUUACCUUUUAAUUAUUCUGAAUUAGUUAAAACAACACCUUGCUUUGGUUUGGCACUCGUU